Guillardia theta CCMP2712 is the source of this 1059-nucleotide messenger RNA. RefSeq lists its product as hypothetical. Gene Ontology annotation, biological process: meiotic recombination checkpoint signaling; reciprocal meiotic recombination. Gene Ontology annotation, cellular component: nucleus; chromosome. The transcript has 8 exons. The record is from RefSeq and is a predicted model, not a curated record. Gene Ontology annotation, molecular function: ATP binding; ATP hydrolysis activity. The coding region runs from base 1 to 1059 and encodes 352 amino acids. NCBI's taxonomy places the organism in Eukaryota, Cryptophyceae, Pyrenomonadales, Geminigeraceae.
AUGCAGGUCCCUGGUGGAACCGUCCCAGUGUGGCAGGCCGAGCUACACGUGCACAUAGUCCAGCUUGACACCGAAGGAGCAGCAGACGAGUCAGACGGAGACAUCACGUCAUGUCAGAUAUGGAUGCUGCCUUCCAAAGACUUCGAUGGCUUGUGGGAGACUCUGAUCUAUGACAUGGACGUCAAGAGAAACCUGCUUGACUACGCGCAAACAGCCAUGUUCUUCUCCGAUCGUCAAGUCGACCCCAAUAUCAUCGCAUGGAAUCGCGUCGUUCUGCUCCACGGGCCCCCGGGAACGGGCAAGACCUCUCUCUGCAAAGCUCUUGCUCACAAGCUCUCCAUCCGCAUGUCGGAAAGAUACCGGAGCGGGCAGCGAGUGCAGCUGGUGGAAGUCAACGCGCAUUCCCUCUUCUCGAAGUGGUUCUCUGAGAGCGGAAAGCUCGUCAACAAGCUGUUUGACACGAUCCGGGAGUUCCUUGACGAUGAAGAGACGUUCGUGUGUGUUCUGAUCGACGAGGUAGAAAGCUUGACAGCAGCCAGACAGUCUGCGCUCAGUGGGCAAGAGCCGUCAGAUGCUAUUCGAGUAGUGAAUGCCUUACUAACGCAAAUAGAUAAGCUGAAAGAGCGACAUAACUGCAUGGUCAUGACAACAAGCAACAUCACAGCUGCAAUAGACCUCGCCUUUGUAGAUCGAGCAGACAUCAAACAGUACAUCGGCCAUCCUUCAACGCCAGCAAUCUAUCAGAUUUUGCGUUCUUGUAUUCUAGAAUUGAUGCGCGUGGGAAUUAUAUCCCCGCAGGAGGAUCUGAAGGAUGUCAGUCUCGUCGCGUCGCAACAAGCUGCUUCACCGGCCAGUCCCGAUAACUCUAUUAGAUUGUAUCAUUGCGCUAGUCAGGCACAGGGAUUUUCUGGUCGUUUUCUACGGAAAUUGCCGUUCCUAGCUCACUCGAUGUUCCUUAGACGAAAGACAGCGAGCAUGUCGAUGUUCUGUGACGCAUUGCUCAAAGCGAUCAAAGCUGAGACCUCGGCACGUAGUCAUGAAUCGAUCAAUGGCAAGUAA